AUGGUGAAAGAGGCAUUGGUCCCCUUUUUGUAUGAGAUUUUUUUACCCAAUCUCGUAGCUUUUUGGAAUUCAUUUAGGUAUUUCUUGUCUUCUCCUCUAUAUAUUUGUAUCAUCAUCAAUUCCGUGGUCCUGCUCAUAGCAGCCACCUCCUCUACUUCCCACAACAACGACCACGACCACGACCAUGACCCUCCACCGCGCUGGGUGGAGGUGCCACAUCCAGAAGUCGAAGAAGAAGCAGAAGCAACAACGUUAACAUUAUUGUCAACAAGGAGUAGUGAAUCCACCUCUAGUGAAAUUGAUGAUUGCAUUGGCACAGCACAAGCUAGUAGUGAUAUAAUUGAUGAGAUGAAGAGUGAGGCGGAGGAGGGAGAAAGCGAGUGCACGAUGGAGUCGACAUGGAAGACGAUAGUCGAGGGGCAGUCGAAAAAGCUGAGCAAGAGUGAGUCUGUGCCACCGAGAAGGAAGGUGGAGGAGCAGAAGGUGAUGAGGAAACUGGAGACGUUCAACGACAGGGCGUCGAUAAGGCGACUAGGCGGCCUAAGGAGAGAUCCGUCGGUGGAUGUGGAGGCUUUCAACAAACAAGUUGAAGCGUUUAUCAACAAGUUCAACCAGGAUAUGAGAUUGCAGAGGCAAGAGUCUGAUCAGAGGUUUUUAGAUAUGAUCAAGCGAGGACUCUAA
Messenger RNA from Salvia hispanica, 681 nucleotides. RefSeq lists its product as uncharacterized. NCBI's taxonomy places the organism in Eukaryota, Viridiplantae, Streptophyta, Magnoliopsida, Lamiales, Lamiaceae. The record is from RefSeq and is a predicted model, not a curated record.